Messenger RNA from Penicillium atrosanguineum, 996 nucleotides. RefSeq names its product NmrA/HSCARG family protein. NCBI's taxonomy places the organism in Eukaryota, Fungi, Ascomycota, Eurotiomycetes, Eurotiales, Aspergillaceae. The coding region runs from base 1 to 996 and encodes 331 amino acids. The record is from RefSeq and is a predicted model, not a curated record. The transcript is spliced from 3 exons.
AUGACGCCUAAAACAAUUACUGUUUUUGGAGCGACGGGUAACCAGGGAGGAUCAGUAUUAAGGUCAUUGCUUCAAAAUUCAAACUUUGCGGCUCGAGGAAUCACCCGCAAUCCCCAAUCCAAUGCCAGCAUGGCGCUUGCUGCUCGCGGAGUGGAGAUGAUCCAAGCAGAUGGUUUCAAUUCCGAAGAGAUGAUUACUGCAUUUCACGGCUCCUGGGGCGCCUUUGUGAACAUCAACUCGGAUGACAAAAUAUUUGCCAACACCAAAGGCCCAACAGAAUUUGACAUGGGCAAAACGAUAGUGGAUGCCGCGGCUCACGCGGGAGUUCAACACUUCGUUUUCAGCUCUGGUCCUCCAUGCACUGAAAUGACGGGCGGCCUAGUCCAAAUGAAAGCCAUGGAUAUGAAAUACAAAAUCGAGAAAUAUGCUCGAGAUCUGCGAGCCUUCAAGUCCGUCAACCCUAUUGGUGCUGGCUGGUUCUUGGAGAAUUUCCUGGGCAAGGAGGCUGCACCUGUGUUUGGAGGAUUCCCUCAUUUCCCAGACGAGGAAGGAUUUCUUACUUUCCGGGUUCCCUACUGGGGUGGGGAAGAGAACGUGCCUUGGCUGAGCAUUUCCGAUGACUUCGGGGACAUAGUACAGGGCAUUUUCUUGGACCCAAUGAGGUGGGAUGGCCACUUUGUCCAUGGCGUUAGUCACAUCUGCAGUUUUGACCGGGUUGUGGCCGACUUUCAGGAUGUUUCGGGACAAAAAUCCAGAUUUGUCCCAAUCCUGCCGUCCUGGGAGGCCUUUGAUACACAUGGGAUCCACGAGCUGGAGGAUGUAAAGCUCAUGUUUGGGUUCACUCAGAUCACAGAUGGCAAAUAUUUUGCAGAUCCAACUGAGUGUCAUACCGCUAGUGAGCUGAAGAAGACAACAGCCAUGGCUUUGGGUUGGUCCGAGAGCAGAUACGAGUUGGUUACUGCGCGUGAGUGGUUUUCAGUCCGCUUUGAAAAGUAG